Molecule: messenger RNA, 1419 nt
Organism: Echinops telfairi (small Madagascar hedgehog)
Lineage: Eukaryota; Metazoa; Chordata; Mammalia; Afrosoricida; Tenrecidae
Gene: ANXA3
Product: annexin A3
Exons: 13
Coding region: 120-1091 (323 amino acids)
Cellular component (GO): cytoplasm
Molecular function (GO): calcium ion binding; phospholipase inhibitor activity; calcium-dependent phospholipid binding
Source: RefSeq, a predicted model, not a curated record
GAGCACGCGCCACAGCCUGGAGGAGCGCACCUCUGCUCUGAGUCCUCGCACCCACGGGUUCCCGCGGCCGCGCUUCGGGGCCAGCGUGAUCUCAAUUCAAGGCAAAGUUGUGGGAUAUCAUGGCAUCUGCCUGGGUUGGACACGGACAGACGAUUCGAGAUUAUCCAGGCUUUAGCGCAGCAGCGGAUGCUAAAGUUAUUCACCAGGCAAUCGGAGGAGUUGGAACUGAUGAGAAAAAGCUCAUCAACAUUCUGACGGAGAGGUCUCACGCACAGAGGCAGCUGAUCGUGAAAGAGUAUCAGGCGGCGUAUGGAAAGGAGUUGAAGGAUGACUUGAAGGGUGAUCUCUCCGGCAACUUUGAGCACAUCCUGGUGGCCCUGGUGACGCCACCAGCAGUGUUCGAUGCGAAGCAGCUGAAGAAAUGCAUACAGGGACCUGGAACAAAUGAAGAUGUGUUGAUUGAAAUUCUAACCACAAGGACAAGCAGGCAGAUGAAGGAAAUAUCGCAAGCCUACUAUACAGUGUAUAGGAAGAGUCUUGGAGAUGACAUUAGCUCUGAAACAUCUGGGGACUUUCAGAAAGCGCUGUUGACUUUGGCUGAUGGCAGAAGAGAUGAGAGUCUGAAAGUAGAUGAACACCUGGCUAAAAAGGGUGCCCAGAUUCUCUAUGAUGCAGGUGAGAAGAGAUGGGGCACGGAUGAAGAGAAAUUCAUCGAGGUCCUGUGCUUACGGAGCUUUCCUCAACUGAAGCAAACAUUUGAUGAAUAUAGAAACAUCAGCCAGAAGGACAUUGAGGAAAGCAUAAGAGGAGAAUUAUCGGGGCAUUUUAAAGACCUACUGCUGACCAUAGUUCACUGUGCGAGGAACACACCUGCCUAUUUGGCUGCAAGACUGCACCAAGCUUUGAAGGGUGCUGGGACGGAUGAAUAUACUCUGAACAGAAUAAUGGUCUCCAGAUCCAAAAUUGACCUUUUGGACAUUCGAGCAGAGUUCAAAAAGCUUUACGGCUAUUCCCUGUGCUCAGCAAUUGAAUCGGACACGUCUGGGGACUAUGGAAUCACACUCGCGAAAAUCUGCGGGGGAGAUGACUGACCCAAGAAGAUAGUCCCUGCCUCCACACUGGACUUUUGUCCAGCAGCUUCGCUUACUUCUUUCUCAGAGUACUGGAAAGCACCCCACGCCAUGUUCUCCUAACAGCAAUUUACCGUGUCCGAUAACCACAACAGCAAGUAAACUUGUAGAGCACCUCGUUUAUAAUGUAGUCGUUUCUAAGUGAAGUUGUAAAAUACUAUUAAAGUUUUGCUAAUAUUCCCCAACUGAUGUUUCUGCCCAAGAAGUGAGAAUCUUUGUAGGAUUCUAAAACAUGAAAUGUAGUAAAAUACAAUAAAUACAAUAAAGUAGUUUCUCUUGCUAAAGAUCA